Messenger RNA from Parnassius mnemosyne (clouded apollo), 1473 nucleotides. Lineage: Eukaryota; Metazoa; Arthropoda; Insecta; Lepidoptera; Papilionidae. The record is from the annotation of a GenBank genome assembly.
AUGGAACAAGGCAAGAGAGCGCAGUUUUUAGUAGCGUUUUCAGUGUCACUAGCAACCCUGACUAUGGGUGUAUCAUCCGCAUGGCCUACAAUUGUGAUACCGCUAUUUCACAAAAAUGGAACUAACAUCCGAGUGACAGACGAAGUCGCUUCUUGGAUGGUUGCAGUGUCUCCCCUGGGAUUCCUCUCUGGCAGUUUGCUUACCCGUUACGUUUCUGAUCAAUUUGGACGUCGCGUUACCGUGCUAGUAAGCGCCGGACCAAUUGCACUUGGAACGUUGUUCGUGAUAUUGGCAACAAAGGGUUGGAUGAUUUGCAUAACAAAAUUCCUAUGGGGUUUCGGAACUGGUAUGCUAUCAACCGUUCUAACUAUGUAUUUAGUAGAAAUUUCGUAUAAGGAGUUGCGAGGAUCUCUGAAUGUCGUUACUCGAUUUAUGUUCAAUUUCGGCAAUUUACUUGUGAUGUGCAUUGGACCAUUCCUAACAUAUGAAGUUCUGAAUUAUUCUCUAUUGGCAUUACCACUGAUCUAUCUCGCGGGUUGUUGGUGGAUACCGGAGUCGCCUUAUUACCAUCUGAAAGAGGGUCGAGUGACUGCCGCGAGGAAAGAACUUUCCAGAUUGAGGAACAAAGAUACUAAAGUGUUGGAAGAAGAAUUACAAAUAAUGCAAAAUUGCGUCCGAAACGAAAUGCGCGGCUCCAGCUCAGCCAAGGAACUUUUUACUGGCAAACAAUACAAAAGGGCUCUUAUUAUUGCUGCUGGUUUGAAAGUAUCGCAGAUUCUGACCGGUGGAAUGGCGAUACAGCAGUACUUGAUAGUGAUAGUGCAGGAGAGCAGAUUUAGUAUGGCACCUGCAACAAUUUCAAUUGUGUACGGAUCUGUCAAGUUUGGCGUCGCUUUUAUAUCUUCGUUACUAGUGGACAGAGUGGGACGUCGGCCGCUGUUGAUUUACUCUUUCUUCGGCACUGGAAUUUCUUUCGCAGUCGUCGGCAGCUAUUUCUUCUUGCUAGACGUCGUUCAAAUUGACCACAACUCUCUCAGCCCUUACGGUAUUCUCACAUUCAUUGGGAUCAUUCUUUCAGCAAUAAUUUCAAAUCUAGGUUUUAAUUCUAUUGUAGGCAUUAUCCCUGCGGAGAUUUUCCCUUUAAAUGUCAAAGCCGUUGCAAUGACCUCGUUGAAUAUUCUUGGAGGAAUAAUGGGAUUCGUAGUUGGAAGGGGAUACCAAGUUAUAAAAGAUUUACUUGGGUUAAGCGGCGUUUUCUGGAUUUUCGCCUUAGUGACGUUUGGUGGGGCCACAUUUUCUUAUUUCUUAGUACCAGAAACAAGAGGUAAAAGUUUACAUGAAAUAAAGAUAAUGUUACAAGGCGAUGCCUACAACGAACGCCAUGCCGAUGAAAUAAAGAAAUCUGAAUUGGAAGUGGAGACUGAGUUAACAGCCUUGCGUAGAGAGAAUGACGAGGAAAACAAAAUAUCGUAG